Anas platyrhynchos (mallard) is the source of this 4785-nucleotide messenger RNA. The record is from RefSeq and is a predicted model, not a curated record. NCBI's taxonomy places the organism in Eukaryota, Metazoa, Chordata, Aves, Anseriformes, Anatidae.
CCCCCGGGGCAAGGAAGGGGCCGGGGGCGGCGGCGGGGGGGUCCCGGGGCGGAGCGCCGGGAGCGGGAGGAAAUUCCUCCGGCACAUCCGUUGGGCUGGCGGGGGGGCGGCCACCCCCGGCCCCCCCCUCCCCCGGCCCGGCCCCGGGAAUGGCGAUGCCGGGAGGGGGGCGACCCCCGUGUCCCCGCGGUGCCGCCCCCAUCUCGUCCUCGGGAUGGGAACUGGGGGGGCCCCGACCCUCUCCGGGACCUCCCCCUCCCCAUCCCCGAUGCGUCCCGGGGGGGGGGGGACACGGGGCUUGUCCCCCCCCUCUCCCCGCGUCCCUUUCGCAUCAGGGCGCGGGGCGCUGCGAUGUCCCCCCCUCCACCAGCAUCUCCCCGGUGGGAGCCGUGGGGUGGAGGACGGCGGGAAGGCCGCCCUGUCCCGGAGGCUGCAGCCGGGUGACGAGCUGGUGAACAUCAGCGGGACCCCCCUGUACGGGUCCCGCCAGGAAGCCCUCAUCCUCAUCAAGGGCUCCUACCGCACCCUCAAGAUGAUCGUCCGCAGGAGCGUGCCCGUUCUCCGGCCCCAUUCCUGGCACGUGGCCAAGCUCGCCGAAAUCCGCCCCGACGCCCCGGCCAUGCACUGCCCCCCCGACACCUUCAGCCUCUCCUGGCCCUCAGGCUGUGAUGUCAGCAGCGAGCUGUCCCUGCAGUGGAACCCGCUGUCCCGGCACUGCAGCACGGACCGCAGCAGCUCCAUCGGGAGCAUGGAAAGCUUGGAUCAGCCUGGGCAGGCGUACUACGAAGGCACCCCCUCGCCCGUCGAGCACCACAGCAAGCGGGACUCGGCCUACAGCUCCUUCUCCGCCAGCUCCAACACCUCCGACUGCGCCCUCUCCCUCCGCCCCGAGGAAAACGCCGGCCCCGAGGGGCCCUGCAAGCCCCCCGAGGGGCGCUACCUGCAGACGGGCGCCGAGGGGACGGAGCCUCGCCACCCCGCGCGCCACCCCGUGCCCCCCCAGCCCCCCGUGCGCAGGGACAGCCUGCGGGCAUCCCCGGCUGGUAGCGGGGCGGACCGGCGCCGGGCAUCGGUGCCCACCUCCUCCUUGCACGCCCAGGGGAGGUGGAUUUCCGACACUUUCCUGUGCCAGCGGGACAAGGACGCUGAGGCGACGAGCGGGAGGAUGCCGGCGGCGUGCCCCCCCAAGGAGCACCUCUCUGCCGACCAGUAUUACAUGCUGAGCUCCCACCCCGACCGCUGCCUGGGGGACGCCGGGGACCGGCCCUACCCGGAAAACACGAUGCAGCGGGGAGCGGACGCGGGGAUGGAGGUGGCGGGCGACACCGCGCUGCUGUCCCCCCUCCAAGGCCACCGGCACAGCGCGCCCGAGCAGCUCCUGGCCUCCCAGCUCCGGGCUCUCCAAGUGAGCGCCGGCAGCGGGCGAGCGUCCCCGGCGUCCCCCGCGCCCGAGGGGCACCGCUGGACCACGUCCCCGCUGCACGCCGAGCACCGCGGGCAGGGCGGGCUGAGCCCGGCGCCCAGCACGGAGGGGCUGGCGGAGGAGAGCCGGGCGGGGGGCCGGCGCGCCGGGGGCCCCCCGAAUCGCUCGUCUCACUUUCGGCGCCGCAGCGAGCGCUUCGCCACCAACCUGCGCAACGAGAUCCAGCGGCGCAAGGCGCAGCUGCAGAAGAGCCGAGGACCCGGCGCCCAAGCCCGGGGCGAGGAGCCAGUGGAGGAGGCGGAGGAGCCAGCCGAGGGCUCUCCGAGCCCCGCGCCCAGCGAGGACGGCAGGAGCUGCUCGGGGGAGUCGCUGCCGGUCCCCGAAGCCGAGCGGGUGGCGCCGAGCCGAGGCCGCUGGCGCUGGUCCCCGGAACGCAAGCUGCAGCCGCAGCGCUCGCCCAGUCCCCGCGAGCACAAGGGCGGCGAGGAAGCCGUCCUCCUGCCCUUCGCCGACCGGCGCCGUUUCUUCGAGGAAAGCAGCCGCCCUGCGCCCACCCGGCACGGCAAGCCCCAAAAACCGCCCGAGCCUGACUCUUUCCAAGCUGCCGAGCACCGCGACGCUCGCCGCGUCUCCGGACCCUACAGCGAGUGCUGCCGGGAGCAGCCGCCCUACUACAAGGUGCUACCGAGGCACGGCGAGCUGGAAUAUCUGCGGGGCUGCUCCUAUCCCUACGGCGGCCCCGGUUUGCACGAACCUUGCCACUACUGCGCUGGAGAAAUGUGCCCGGCGCUGCUGCCCCGCGGCCAUGCCUACCGCUGCCACCCCUGGGCGCGCUGCCCCGACUGCUGCUGCCCGGCCCCGCGCCCGCCGCGGGAGGAGAGCGACAGCUGGGCGCCCCGAAAAGCCUUCGUGCCGGAAUUCGCUCCGGAGGAGUGGGAGCCGCCGGCGAUCAGCAGGAAGGCCAGCAGCCAGCCCAUGGGCGAGCUCUCCCACUACAAGCCGGGCUUCCCGAGGCUCGGCCCCUUCCGUCCGUGCUUCGAGAGCGCCGAGCCCGAGUGGCCGCCCUGCUACCGCACCGCGUCCACGCACGACCUCUCGUGGGACUCCGAGCGGCCGCCUCGCUCCCCCGAGCUCCCCCCGGAGCCCCUGCACCGCCCGCUGCGGGGCCGAGCCUUCUCCGAGAGCCACCUCAACCUGGAGCCCGCCAGCCCCCGGGGCCGCAGGGACCUUCUGCGGGCCAAAGCGGAGCCGCCGGGUUUGCCCAAAAAAAAGGGGCCCCCGCCUCCCCGCCCGCCCCCCCCCAACUGGGAGCAGUACCGGUUGCGCCGGGCGUCGCAGCACCCCAAGGAGGGCUCAGGACCCGGCAUGGCCACGGUGCCGUCCCGCAGCAUCGCCGAAGUCGUGCGGCAGCGCUCCCGCAGCCUCGCCGCCGAGCCCCCCGGCCGCCCCCGCGGGACCCCGGAGCCAGAGGCCGAGGUUUGCAGGAGCAGGGAAGAGCACCCGAUGGCGAAGGACCCCUGGGAGCAGGAGGAGCCCCCCCAAAGGCUCGCCCGCAGCCGGGAGCGGGGCUGGUCCAGCGAGUGCCCCCUGCGCGUCCCCAGCCCCGCGGCCACCCAGGGGGGGCCCUGUCCCCGCAGCCCCGAGGGGGCGAGCACCCGGGGGGGGCGCCCCCAGCCCCGCCGCAUGAAUUCGGAGGAGCUGCUGUGGGACGUGGCGGGCAGGGACCGCUCCUUGGCCGGCAUCUUGGUGACCCCCCCGGUCACCACCGCCACCGUCAUGGGCGAGCUGCUGGCGGCGGGGGACCGGCAGGCGUGGAGGGAGCGGGUCCAGCAGGAUUGGCACCCGGAGCCGCAGGACAGGCAGGGCUUCGAGCCCAUCUCGCCGCCCCCCGGGGCCACCGGCAGCCCCCCCUCCUACGCGGCGUAUUACGGCAAAGCCGAGCUGCUCGGCAAGAUGAAGGAGCUGCCGGAGGUGGCGGAGGGGAGCUCGGAGGAGGAGGAGGAGGAGGAGGAGGUGGAUCGCGAGCUGGUGGAGAAGAAGCUGCAGCUGGUGGAGAGCCUGAGCCGCAAGCUGGCGGUGCUGCGGGAGGCGCAGCGGGGGCUGCAGGAGGACAUCAGCGCCAACGGGGCGCUGGGCGAGGAGGUGGCCGCCCAGCUGCAGGCCCUCUGCACGCCGGGAGAAUUCGACAAGUACCGGCUCUUCGUGGGCGACCUGGACAAGGUGGUCAACCUGCUGCUGUCCCUCUCCGGCCGCCUGGCUCGGGUGGAGAACGCGCUGAGCGGGCUGGGGCCCCACGCCGCCGCCGAGGACGAGCUGGCCCUGCGGGAGAAGCAGCGGCUGCUGGCGGCGCAGCUGGAGGACGCCAAGGAGCUGCGGGAGCACGUGGGGCGGCGCGAGGAGGCGGUGGGGGCCAUGGUGGCGCGCUACCUGCCCCCCGAGCAGCUGCAGGACUACCGGCACUUCGUCAAGAUGAAGUCGGCGCUCACGGCCGAGCAGCGCGAGCUGGAGGAGAAGAUCAAGCUGGGCCAGGAGCAGCUGCGCUGCCUGCGCGAGAGCCUUGGCCAGGCACCCACAGGGCACUAGCCUGCCCCUCCCAGGCCGCCCAGCGUCGGCCUUUUGGUUUUUUUUUCUUGUUCUUUUUUCUUUUUUAAUUUAUUUUGCAGGUCUAUCGAAGCAGGGGGGUGCCCGCGGGUGGCGCCCCUCUCUGCCCGUGCCACCACGUGCCUUAGAACCCACGGAUGCCGCAGUGCCUAAAGGGUUAAACCCUCCGCACGCACCCCCCCCUUCCCCAACGCCCCAUCCGUCUGUCCGUGUCCGUGUCCGUCUGUCCAGAGGCAGAGGAAUGCGCAGGCCCCCAGCCUCCUCUUCCUCCCCAUUGUGUCGGGAACAAUGGCCCCGCUCCCUCCGUCCUUGACCCCGCUCCCCGCCGCGUCCCCGUGGCCCGUGGGGACACCGGGGGUGGCACCGGGGGCACCCAGCCCUCGCACCGGGGAGGGGGGGGACAAAAUCACCCCAAGGCCAAACCGGGGCGCCUGUCCCCAAAUCCGUCGGUGCUGCAGUGUCCCCAAAGUAGCACUUAGCCCCCCCCCCUGCCCCGCCGGCCAGCCGGACAGACGGCUGCCUCCACGCUGAUUUUGCACAGGGGUCUGGCAGCAGCAGGUGCCUUUUUUUGUGUUUUUUUUUGUUUUUUUUUGGGGGGGGGUGGGGGGACGACAAGGACAUUUUGGGGACCCGAGCGCGGGGCCACCGCUAGGACCAAAGAGUGGGUGCCCUCCAGGGAAGGGGGUGGCACCGGGGGGGACACACACGGUGACCUCGUGCCUUUCACACACUAAAGGAGCAGCAGCAGCUGCACAACUGGC